CCACUCGACAUCUAAGAGUCGGUGCAGUGUCUAGAAGCCGCCGCCGCCGCCUCGUAUGGUGGACUUAGAAAGAUUCGGGAGCGGCUCAAGCGUCGUGCUGGAUCCGGAGGUGGGCGCGGAGGCGGAGUCGCGGAAGCUCCCCUCGUCGCAGUACAAGGGCGUGGUGCCGCAGCCGAACGGGCGGUGGGGGGCGCAGAUCUACGAGAAGCACCGCCGCGUCUGGCUCGGCACCUACGACGACGAGGCCGAGGCGGCGCGCGCGUACGACGUGGCCGCGCGGCGAUUCCGCGGCUGCGACGCCGUCUCCAACUUCCACCCGCGCGAGGGGGCCACGGCGGCGGAGGAGUCGUUCCUAGUCUCGCACUCCAAGGAGGAGAUCGUCGACAUGCUCCGCAAGCACACCUACCGCGACGAGGUGCGGCAGGGCGCGAGGGCAUGGCGCGCCGCGGGGCAGAGGUGCGAGGACGCGUCGCCGCGUGAGCACCUCUUCGAGAAGGCGGUGACGCCGAGCGACGUGGGGAAGCUGAACCGGCUGGUGAUCCCGAAGCAGCACGCCGAGAAGCACUUCCCGAGGGCAAGCGCCACCAGGGGCGUGCUGCUCAACUUCGAGGACGCCGGCGGCAAGGUGUGGCGGUUCCGCUACUCCUACUGGAGCAGCAGCCAGAGCUACGUGCUGACCAAGGGCUGGAGCCGGUUCGUGAAGGAGAAGGGCCUCUGCGCCGGCGACGUCGUCUCCUUCCAGCAGCGAUCGAUAGGCCCGGACAAGCAGCUCUUCAUCGGGUGGAGGUCGCGGCCGGCGCUUGAUGUCGUCAGGAUCUUCGGGGUCGACAUCGUUAAGAUGCCGACGGCCGGCGGCGACGCGAGGAGUAGGAAUGCGGAGUUGACGGCGACGAGUGAAUCCUCGUUCCAGAAAGCAGGAUCUUUGGGAAAGCAUUGGAUUUUUUAGGAAUCAUUUAUUAUUAACAAAUAUAUAAGGAAAAAUACGAAUAAAAGAUUGCUCAACGUGGUUAUUUGUUACGA
This is a messenger RNA of Zingiber officinale, 1020 nucleotides long. Its product is annotated as AP2/ERF and B3 domain-containing transcription repressor TEM1-like. Gene Ontology annotation, biological process: regulation of DNA-templated transcription. The record is from RefSeq and is a predicted model, not a curated record. Gene Ontology annotation, molecular function: DNA-binding transcription factor activity; DNA binding. The transcript has a single exon. Lineage: Eukaryota; Viridiplantae; Streptophyta; Magnoliopsida; Zingiberales; Zingiberaceae. The coding region runs from base 56 to 946 and encodes 296 amino acids.